Messenger RNA from Nicotiana tabacum (common tobacco), 495 nucleotides. NCBI's taxonomy places the organism in Eukaryota, Viridiplantae, Streptophyta, Magnoliopsida, Solanales, Solanaceae. The record is from RefSeq and is a predicted model, not a curated record.
AUGGAUAAUCAAUGGGAUGCUUGGCCUGUUGGCAAAGCGGGUUCAAUAUUUUCGCAAGGUCUUGAGUUCGAGACCAUUGACUCAUUUUCAAGUUUUGAUAUAAACAAGAUAUUGAAGACGACUGAAUUGUAUCUUGAAGAUUUUGAUGAGAAUAUAACAGUUACGCUCAAGAAUCAGCUUGAAACUUAUAUUGUUGAUGUUCGUGAUGUUGAUGAAAUGUUCUCCGAUCUACAAGGACUUGUUGAUCUUUCUGGAACACUAGUUAAGACAAAGAAGCAUUUGAAUUAUCCAUUUGUGUUUCGCCUUGUGAAAUUUGCUUUGCUUCUACCGGUUGCCACUGCUACAGUUGAAAGAACUUUUUCGGCGAUAAAGUUGAUCAAGAGUGAAUUGCGAAACCGAAUAAAUGACGGAUUCAUGAGCGGUUGUUUGGUUCCUUAUGUAGAAAGGAAAAUAAUUAACACCAUUUCUAAUGAGACUAUUAUGAAUACGUUUUAG